Corchorus capsularis is the source of this 4320-nucleotide messenger RNA. The record is from the annotation of a GenBank genome assembly. NCBI's taxonomy places the organism in Eukaryota, Viridiplantae, Streptophyta, Magnoliopsida, Malvales, Malvaceae.
AUGUGUAAGCCUUGGAGGAAUGCCAUUAUUGUGAAGCUGCUGGGGAAAAUCCUUGGUUUCAAGGCACUCUCUACUCGUGUUAAACUCUUAUGGCAAAUUGAGGGAGGCUUCAAGAUCAUUGAUCUUGGUCAUGACUAUUUCUUAUUUAAAUUUCAGAAGAAGGAAGAUUACAGACAUGUUCUUGAUGGAGGUCCAUGGAUAAUCGGUGGUCAUUAUCUCACUGUCUGGCAAUGGUGUCCUAAUUUUCAACCGGAUUCGGAUGUCAUCAACACUAUCAUUGCUUGGGUUCGUCUUCCCCAGUUACCAAUGGAAUAUUAUUCUGCCAUGGCUAUUAGGCGUAUUACCUCUAGAGUGGGUAGGGUGAUUCGAUUGGAUAGAACAACUGAAACCGUGGAAAGAGGAGGCUUUACACGUGUUUGUGUGCAAUUGGAUUUGUCUAAGCCCUUGAAAGCAGUUGUUAACAUUGGUUCAAUGGUGCAGAAGGUUGAGUAUGAAGGUUUACAUUUGAUUUGUUUUAGAUGUGGGCAAUUUGGCCAUAGGAGGGAUGCAUGUCCCUUGAAUGUUUCUGAUGCUCCGGCUGCUGCUACAAGCACUGACAAUGGUGUCUUAAGUCAAACUCCAUCUCAAGUGAAAGAUCCACCGGAUGCUGGUUUGGGCCCCUGGAUGAUUGUGCAACGUAAGGGACGCCGUCCGAUGAAGGAAACGCCGGCAAAGGACAGGGGCAAGGCUGACGGUGAAGGGAGUGAUUCUCGGAAUCGGUCUAAUAUUGUGAUUGAUGCUGGGAAGGAUUUAAGGAACCGUUACAAUCCCUUGAAUGUCGUUUUGUUUGAUUCAUGGGAUAAAGCCAAGGAGCUGCUUUCAACGGCUGUCAAUACUUCUUCUAAGGGUGUGAAAGCUUUUACUCGAAAGGAAUGGAUUCCGAAAAAAGAGGGAGGUAUUAAAAUCGUAUCCAAGUCAGCUUUGAAGAAGGGUCAUAAGGACAAAAAGAAGGUCGAUGAAGGUGUUUUAUUUUCCCAAUCUUCUUUGGAUAAGCCUUGGGCUUCCACUUCUUUUGAGCCACCAGUAGAGUUGCUCCGCCUCCGGGUUAUCUCUGCUGCGAUUGUUAGCAAACAAAUAGAGGCAGCUGGGCAUCCUGAUGGUGAGGGCGUGAAGUCUUUAACGUCUGAUCCUUUAUCUUUGCCUCAACAACAUCCUCCGUUGACUUCGAAUUUGGUGCUGCACAAUGGUGACUUGGAUAUGGUUGUUGAUAAGAUGGAUAAUUUGUCUAAAGAAGACUCGGUUGGGGUCUGUGAGCCGUUGUGUGCUGCCAUGCAGGGUGCUGCCAACCCUGAUUUUCGACGGAAUAUGUUAGAACUUAUUCAUUCUCAUCAUGUUGAUUUGCUAAUUAUUGUGGAACCAAGGGUUAGUGGUGUGAAAGCUGAUAGAAUCAUUAGUAGACUACGUUUUGAUGGGUUCACUAAAGUUGAUGCAGUGGGUUUUUCCGGAGGUAUCUGGGUUUUAUGGAAAUCUUCUAUUGGUUUAAUGAAUGUGGUAGAGCAGAGUGAUGAGAAGUUUGGUGGAAGACCUGAACCUGUUAGGCGUAUGGAGCAAUUUAGGGAGGUUGUUGAUCGGCGACAACUUAUUGACUUGGAUGCUUCGGGUUGUAAGUUUACAUGGUCUAAUAAACAGCCACCUGGAUAUUUGAUUAAAAAGAAGUUGGAUCGUGCUCUUUGUAAUGUUCAUUGGAGACAUUCCUUUUCGGAUGCUAUUGUUCGAAACUUGCCACGAGCUCAUAGUGACCAUUGUCCUGUUGCUAUUUCUGUUUAUGGUUUGUUGAGUAGGAAUCCCUUGACUCGGCCUUUCCGAUUUGAGGCUGCGUGGCAAUCCCAUGAUUCAUUUCCGUUGGUACUUUCGGAUGCCUGGAAUUCUGCUGAAUCUCUCAAUCAUUCAUUAUCUCAUCUUCGGGAAGCUUUGGGUAUUUGGAAUAAGAAUACUUUUGGGAAUAUUCAUCGGAGGAAGCGACUCUUAAUGGCAAGAUUAGGAGGGGUUCAGCGUGCACUUGAAACUAGGCCGAAUCCAUUCUUAUAUCGGUUAGAGAAGGAGUUAUCCGAUGAGUUCAAUUUGGUGUUGUCACAAGAGGAGAUGCUUUGGUUUCAGAAAUCACACUCCAAUUGGAUGGUUCUUUCACAUUUCAAGUCGGUUUAUCAAGCCGAAAGGUUGGUUGUUGAUUUUGAUAACCUUUGUCCUCAUAUUCGAAUGCCUUUGAAUGAUGAACAUGUCCUGCUUUUAUCUCAUAUUCCUCAUGAUGAUGAGAUUUAUGGUGCUUUAAAAUCUAUGGCUCCGUAUAAGUCUCCGGGUCCGGAUAGAUUCCAAGCAGCUUUUUAUCAAGCUAAUUGGGAGGUUGUGCGCGAGUCUGUUUGUAGCUUUGUGAGAAAUGCUUUUAUUACAGGGAAUUUUGAGGAAGAAUUAAGUCGUGUUUUGGUUGUACUAAUUCCUAAAGUUGAGUCUCCGAAGAAGGUUACUCAGUUCCGGCCUAUUUCGCUUUGUAAUGUCACUGUUAAGCUCUUGUCGAAAUUGCUUGUUACUCGACUUAGGCCUAUGCUUCGGGAUUUAAUUUCUCCAAUGCAAAGCAGUUUUAUUCCGGGUCGGGGUACUACUGAUGAUAUUGUGGUGUUACAGGAAGUUAUUCAUACUUUAUCUAGGAGGAAGGGUAGAGUUGGUGGAAUGGUUAUGAAAGUGGACUUAGAGAAGGCUUAUGAUCGUAUCAGUUGGGAUUUUCUGCGUUGGGUUCUUAUGGAUCUUGAUCUUCCAUCUACUUUGAUUAAUCUGAUUAUGUUUUGCAUUACUAGUACCCGGAUGAAUAUUUUGUGGAAUGGGGAAUUGACUAAGUAUUUUCAACCUUCAAGGGGCCUUAGGCAGGGAGACCCUUUGUCUCCAUAUCUAUUUGUUCUCUGUUUACAGAAGUUAUCUGAUAUGAUCGAUUCAGCGGUGGAUUCGGGCUCUUGGAAGACUAUUAAAAUGACCCGUAGAGGGCCUUCUCUGUCACAUAUUUUCUUCGCUGAUGAUUUGAAAGUCAAUUUUACGAAAUCUCUUGUCUAUUUUUCGCCUAAUGUUUCUCCACAAUUGGUGAGUAGUGUUGUUGAUCAAACAUGCAUGUCUUCUUGUGAUGAUUUGGGUCGUUACUUGGGAGUACCUUUACUUCAUCGUAGGGUAUCUCGACAUACUUAUGAUCAUCUUGUGGAUAGAGUGAAGAAGCGUUUAGCUUCAUGGAAAGCUAAUAGUUUAUCGCUUGCAGGCAGGGCUACUCUUGUACAAUCUGUUACAAGUUCGAUGCCGGUGUAUACGAUGCAAACUUCUAAGUUGCCUAGUUCAGUUACUAAUCAGAUUGACUCGCUUAAUAGAGAUUUUUUAUGGGGUUCUACGGAUGAUAAGAAGAAGGUGCCUUUAGUUAAGUGGGAUUCAGUUUGUCAGUCUAAGAGCUCGGGUGGUCUGGGGUUUCGAAAGCUUGGAAUGAUGAACCAAGCACUGCUGGCCAAGAUGGGUUGGAAGCUGGAGAAUGAGGAUCCUGGUGAGACUUCUAUGGAUAUUGGUUGGAAAAAGAUUUGGAGGUUGGAUGUUCCACCUAGAGUUAAGCAUUUUCUUUGGUUGGUUCGACAUGGUCGUCUCCUCACUAAAUUGGCAUGUUUUCGCCGACACAUCACUUCUAUUGCUACUUGUUCUCGAUGUGGGGUGGCUGAUGAAUCGGUUCUUCACGUUCUUAGAGAUUGUGGGACGUCGCAAUCAAUUUGGUCGCGCUGGUUACAUGGUGCCAGGUCUACUGUCUUCAUUGGUUGGUCGAAACCACCUACAGGUUUUGUUAAAGUCAAUGUUGAUGCAGCAGCUCGAACAAAUCCGGGAGAAUUGGCAGCUGGUGGGAUUUGUAGAAACCCUGAGGGUGCUUGGAUUUUCGGAUUCACUUGUAAGCUGGGUUGGGGCCACAUUUUGAAAGCUGAGUUGUAUGCAAUUUUCCAUGGCAUGCGGGCUGUUUGGGAUGCUGGUUAUAGGCUGGUUAUUGUGGAAUCCGAUUCACUUGUUGCGGUAAACAAAAUCAUGCAGCCUCCUAUGUCACAGGACCCGAUGUUCCAAGUUAUUCAUAGAUGUCGUGAGUUGCUUCAGCGGGAUUGGCAGUGUUUCUUGGUUCAUACUUAUCGUGAAGCUAACAUGUGUGCAGAUUUUUUGGUAAGUUGGGCCUAUCAAGGGUCGUUUGAUGUUACUAUUUUGGAUCAUCCUCCGGGUGUACUUCAUCACUUUAUUGAGGAAGAUAUCUGGGGCAUGUCAAGGCCUAGGGCCAUUGUUAGCUAA